Dinoponera quadriceps is the source of this 8319-nucleotide messenger RNA. RefSeq lists its product as uncharacterized. Gene Ontology annotation, biological process: regulation of transcription by RNA polymerase II. The record is from RefSeq and is a predicted model, not a curated record. The transcript is spliced from 16 exons. Gene Ontology annotation, cellular component: nucleus. Bases 68 to 5374 code for a protein of 1768 amino acids. Gene Ontology annotation, molecular function: zinc ion binding; DNA-binding transcription factor activity, RNA polymerase II-specific; RNA polymerase II cis-regulatory region sequence-specific DNA binding. NCBI's taxonomy places the organism in Eukaryota, Metazoa, Arthropoda, Insecta, Hymenoptera, Formicidae.
AACAGUCAGUCCAACCGCACGCCAGCAAGAGCCGUCCCUCGCAAGGCGGGAGUAUCCCCGCCAAAUCAUGAACAAGGUGGACGAUCGAGUCAGGUCUCCGGGAACAUCACGAUGCCUGACCGCUACCAUGUCGCUCUCCAUCUCGCCCUCUAGCCCCGAAGAACCUGUUACGCUGGUGGAACUGACCAGCGUGCCGGGCGGACAGAAUGCGAUGGCUCACCUCAAAAAGCGGAAGCUGGAAGCAGAGUCGGUCGCGCAGAACCCUAAGCAAACUCAGCAGCAACCACAGCCGCAACAGCAGCAAUUGUUGAUCAGCAAGAAGGGCCUGCAGACGAGCGCGCCGCAAGAGAUGGAGUCGUCGGACGCGGCCGCGAAGCGGAGGAGGAAAAGCAUCCGCGACGAUGACGCGCGAAAGACGAUGGCCGUCGACGUCGUGGUAGAUCCCAACAAAAGCAUACCGCUGCCGCAGAAGAAGCGCGCGUUCGCGUCGGGCAACUCCGGCAGCCCCGCCAGAAAGUCCAGCAAGCACAGUGAGGAGCCCGAGGACGACGAGACGCUUAUAAGGGAAACGGAAGCCGCCCUGAAGAGCUUGUCCGGCAGUUGGCCUGGCCCCAGAGGUUCCUUGUAUCAGAGAGGCAACUCUGACGAGGACAGAUACGAGUCGAACUUUGAGAAUCUCUUCGAGGAGAAGAAGGAGAACCCGAAGUUGUCGCCCUCGUCGGUGUCGACGUCUUCGAGCACGAGCAACGACACCGGUUGCUCCCUGAAGGACGUCAUCACCCUCCGCGGCCAGCAAGAUCGGUCGAGCAAGAUGCAGCUGCAGAACAAGCAGCAGGACUCGAAGCUGCAGCACCCGGUGAAAACCAAGAGGGAUCUGGACAAUCUGCUGAAGCUGGAGAACGAAUGCGCGGGUAUUCAGUCUCAGGUCGGCAACGCCAAUCAGAACGAACCGUCGAAAAUCCGGCCGGUCUCCGUGCGCUCGCUGUCGAGCAAGGAGAGGAGCGACAGGAGCAUGGUGGGUGUACAUAUCGACUCUCAGGGUAGACAAACCGACAAGUACUCCAGAUACGACCCGCCGGACUUCAACGAGCUGGUCGACGACUCGUCCAACGAGCUGGAAAUCGACAUGUCGGAUCCGACCGCGGACAAAGAGGAAGGCGAUCGAGACAGGCUGAACGACAGGGAGCGCGAGCGGACGUGCAAGAAUGGUCAGUCGCCCCCGAGCAUCGGCCGUCAGCAGCAGCAGCACCAUCAGCACCAGCCGCUCUACUCGAAUUAUCAGAGACAGUACAACGACAGCAACAUGAAAGUCUCGCCUACGGGGACUUCGUCGUCCUCGUCGCCGCCAGCGAGCUCCCCCUUCUCGGCGACGUCUGCCUUCAGGCCGCCCAACACCGACCACACGAAGGCACCGUGUCGCAGCGCUUCUUCAGUGCCAGUCGCCUCCUCGGCGAUCCCCCCGAUCGGUCCGUACCCGGCUUCCGCCACCUUCGUCGGCUACCCGACGCCCGGGCCGACGAUGCCGACGCCGCAGCCGGUCGCCGGUAUCUCGCCCACCACCGAGGACAAACACCCGUCCACGGUGUCGUUGCUGCAGCUCAAGUCCUCGAAGGAAGAGAGCCAUCACGUGACGACGCACGACGUAACCUCGAAUUCCGUGUCGCCCAGCAAGAGUCCGACCGGCGGUCUGCCCUCCGUCACCAGUCCCGACUCCUCCAAGCAGUACACGAUCCUCCAGCCCGCCGGGGUCGGCUCCAGAGCGGCCAGUGCGAUUCAAGAUAUCGCGAGGGAAGGGGUGGUCAGUGUCGCCGCCGUGAGCAGCUGCAGCAGCAACGCGAGCAACGGCAGUGCGAGCAACGUCAACAACGCGAGCGCGAACAGCGGGGUCGGCGGUAAAGCGAGCGCCGGCGGUGGUAGCGGUGCCAAUAACGCCGGCGCGAAUCCUGCCGGGAAUCCGAGCGCAAACAGUAUCGCCAGUAUAACCAUCACGACCGUGUCGACGACCACCACCACGUCCAGUCCGGCCGUCGCCGCCGAUGUGCCUUCCGCGAGCGGCCAGCCGGACAGCGUGAUGAAAAUGCCAGAGAGACCCUUCGACAGUGGCAGACCGGGCAUGUCCAUGUCUCCGUCCAGUCUCGGCAGAGAGGGCAACAAGUGCCCGACCCCAGGCUGCACGGGGCAGGGUCACGUGACCGGACUCUACUCUCACCAUCGCAGUCUUUCCGGAUGUCCACAGAAGGAUAAAUUGACUCCAGAGAUUCUGGCGAUGCAUGAGACUAUAUUGAAAUGCCCGACGCCUGGUUGCAACGGCCGCGGCCAUGUCAGCUCCAAUCGGAACACGCACAGGAGCCUGUCCGGAUGUCCCAUCGCCGCGGCCAAUAAGCAGGCCGCACGCGAGGCACGACACAAGGCUCAAGUGCCGGGAAUACCGCCGGAGUACAUCAGCACGAAUCUCCUACCGCCAUCGAUGGACACGAAGAGCUACUCGCAGUACGGCUCGACGGCGCAGGACACGAAGCCGGUGCUGAGCAGCUUGAGCUACGACUACUACUCGACGACGAAGAACACCGGGAUCAACGUGAAGCCGCCGAAGACGCCCGAGGAGAACAGCACGACGCGGCCCACCAAGGUGCCCAAGACGGAGAACAUGACCCUCAGCAGCAGUUGCUGCAACACCCUCUCCACGAGGAACCAGAACACGGGCGAGCUGCUGGUCCCGAAGACGGAGGACACCGCGUCCUGCCGCGUGAACUCGCCGCCGCCGCCGCCGCCCCCCGCGGUGCGACAGACCUACGAUUCCUACAUGAGCCAAGACUCCAACUCCUCGUCCAUGUCGUCGAUGGACGCGAUGGGCUCCAGGCAGUCCAUAGGCGCGACGAUCCACCACCCCAGCCAGCACCCGACGCACCACGUGCUACCGAUGCAACCGGUCGCCUAUCCGAUGCCGAUGGUGGAGGACACCAGAAUGAGCCAUCAGAUGUCGCAAAGGUCACCGUACGAGCCGACGGCGAUGAUGGCCGCGGCGGCUGCCGCAGCUGCGGCUGCGACCACCACGGAGGACCUCUACCACCACAGGUCGACCGAGCACGCGAGAGCGUACAUGCACCCGGGCGCGAGCAACAUCGCGCGACCGGUAGUCACGUACUCCAACGACAUCGCGGCCGGCAGAGGCUACGAGAACGCGGUGGUGAGCGCGGCCAAUCACCGGCCUUACGAUCCGGGUACCACCGCGACCUACGAGAGAUACGACACGCAGUCGUGCGUGCCGAUACCGUCGCAGCAGCAGCAACAGCAGCAGCAGCAGCAACAGCAGCAGCAGCAGCAGCUCCACUCGAGGGCGAAUAUGUAUUAUCUGGGUCAGACCGGCAUGACGCCGGAGGAGCAGGAGCGGGUUUACCACCAGGAGGCAGCGGCGGCCGCGCAACAGCAUCAGAUGGCGAUGGCCGCCGCUACCGCGGCAGGAAUGAUGAAGACCGAAGAUGGUAACUUGUUCGGAAUCAUCCCCGCGGGUGCUCAAGACUCGGCCGUGACUAAACGUUGCGUCUCUGUGGAUGUUGCAGUGAAGUGUGUUACGGUCGCGCAGGUGCAGCAGAUGCAGAAACCCGGUGGACCGCCCACCUCGCCUGGGGGAUCGGUGAUGGACUUAUCUACCUCCAGUGUUACCUCCACCAGUCCGCAGGCGCCACCCUACGGCUCGAACAGUCUCAGUCCGCAGUAUGGGGGAGGACAAACGGUGGGAAGCAGUCCUCAGGCAGCAGCGAGUCCCCACUUGACGGCCAGCCCUCAAGUCCCUAGUCCUCAGGGCCAGACUCUGGACCUCAGCGUCAACAGACUUCACAGUGGUGCGCCCAGUCCGCAGUACUCCACCGGUCACGGUGAAGCCGUGGCGGUUCCGGUGGGUCCGGGUUUCCCAGCGCCGCGGCCGAUCGAGGAGCAGACCGAGCCCGUUGAUUUCUCAACGGCGAACGAGCCAGUCAAUUUCAGCGGAGGUCCGGGGAUCAGGCCUGUUCCCGGGUUUCCGCCGCCCGGGGUGCACGUGACGGCGUACAGUCGCGAGAGCACGCCCGACAGCGGGGGUUCCCACUACAUGGACGCCUACCGAGAGCCUACUAAUUACGGACCAAUGAGUCCUCAUCCAGGAUACGGGAUGACCGGCGUUCAACCCGAGUAUCCCGGAAACACGUACACCGCUUACCCCACUGCAGGUUACAACUGUGGUGGAACUUACCCGGGUGGCCCGGUGACUUCCGGUUAUCAGAUUCCAGCGGGUUACACCCCGGCACCGUGCUACAGCAUGCCACCCCCGCAACACACGGUUGGACCCCUCGAUAAACCGUCCGGCAAGGACGACAGCCUCUCCGGAUGUCCGCGAGCGGACCGCUCGCAGAUCCAGGCGCAUUCCCAGGAGCUCAAAUGUCCCACGCCGGGCUGCGACGGUUCCGGACACGUCACGGGAAAUUACUCGUCGCACAGGAGUUUGUCCGGUUGUCCGCGAGCCAACAAGCCGAAGAGUAAACCCCGAGAUGGCCAAGAUUCGGAGCCCUUGAGAUGUCCAAUCCCGGGUUGCGACGGGUCCGGCCAUGCCACCGGCAAAUUCCUGUCGCACCGCAGCGCGUCUGGCUGCCCGAUCGCGAACAGGAACAAGAUGCGGGUGCUGGAGUCCGGCGGUACGGUUGAGCAACACAAGGCGGCCGUGGCGGCCGCGACGGCCAUGAAGUUCGAGGGUGUCAAUUGCCCCACGCCCGGAUGCGACGGAAUCGGCCACAUAAACGGCUCUUUCUCGACACACAGAUCCCUGUCGGGCUGCCCGAUAGCCGGCCACGCUGUGAAGAAGCCGAAAUUCGAGGAUAAUAUGAGCAUGUACGGCAAAGGAAUCACCGGGGUAGAAGCCGGUGGUCCGGCUCACGGGGGUGCGGUGGGCACGGGUCAGGGUAACUCGAGCGGUAGCGGGACCGCCGGUGCCCAGAGCGAGGAUCUCUACACACUGGAGGCUGAGAUCACCGAGCUCCAGAGAGAGAACGCCCGGGUCGAGUCGCAGGUCCUACGCCUGCGCUCGGAUAUCACAGCCAUGGAGAAUCAGCUCAAGCACGGCGAAAAGGAAACAUCAACGAUAGCUCAGCGUAACAACAAUCUGACCGAAUACUACCAGUCGCUGCGCGACAACAUGAUCUCCCUGCUAGAGCACGUGCGAAUACCGAACGCCCCGGGCGGACCGCAGGAGAAGAUAGGCCACGAGAACUUCGACAGUUACCUGACGAAGCUGCAGACUCUGUGCACCGCCGACAGCUACUGCACCGACGAAAGCAACCGGCCGAUCUACGAGACGGUGAAGACCGCUCUGCAGGACUUCACGGUCCUGCCGACACCCAUCUGAGACCAUCCUUAAGGCUCGACGAUUGGGUACUGAGAGCAUCGCUCGGAGCUCGCGCGACCCAUAAGCGACUCGUGUUCGUAGUUCACCUCACGUUCACCGAGUGCACCGAGUGAACGAAUGAGAGAGACGCCCCGGCACCGAGACCGCCGCCGGCGUCGAUCGUCACCGAGCUCCGCGCGGGAUCGGCCUACGACCUUGGGAGAAACCCGACUUCGUGACGCGUGAUUCACCGGGAUGCCGCGGCGGCUCGGCCGCGCGACGUCACACGCGUGGAUUUCGGAGUGCGCGCGGGACGCACUCACGUGCCGCAGUCGCGCGACGACGUCGGUGAAAGCCGCUCGCCGGCCGGGCACGCCGACACCGGCGCGCAUAAGCUGUCCUGUCAGUGAGCGCUGUAACGGCAUCUAAACCGGAUGACGGCUCCGUGAGCAUCCAUCCGAGCUAUAAGCUUGACGGACUGUUAUUCUACUAUGCGCGGAGCGACGUUGCUCAUUAGCGAUAUAUCUUUUGUACAUAAUGAAUGAAUCUACGUCUCAAGAGUAUCACGAUCGACGGGUCGCGACGCCGGCCGCCGCCGCUGCCGUCGUCGUCGUCUCGUAGUGUAAAUACACACAGGCAUACACACACGCGCAUAUAUACACACACACAACGGGAGAGGAAUGCAUUUAUAUAUUAUUCGACGGGUCGAUGGUUAACGCUCUAAGUCGUGUAAAGAGGAAAAAUGAAAAAAGAACAAGAUUGACCUUAGCUGUAUAUCGGGAUUCUUGCACUUUGCCGCUGUGUAACUGUUAUUACCGGGUUUCGAGCGAUCGGCGCGCGCGAGACUUACGAGGGCCGGCGUGUCCACCCAAUGACGCUUCUGCUGAACCGAGGGCUACUUAUAAAGCAAGUUUAUCGGCUAACCAUUUACCAGCUAGUCACUAUUAUUAUUAUUAUGAUUAUUACUACUACUACUAUUAUUACUACUUACUGUAACUGUUACCAAACCAAAGCCGGAUCGUUUUUAGCGAUUAAUCCAAUCGUCACAUUAUUGCUACCACUACUCUUACUACUGUCGAUAAAGUAUAGUCACGAGUAUACCAAUGCAUUUAUAUAAUAUUAACGAGUCUACGAGAGAAAAGUGCGACGCGUUGUGUCCAUAGGUUGUACAUAUAGUCACAGAGAUAUACAAUUAUUAUUAGGCGUGAGAGUCGCUGGCGAUAAUGAGCUGCGAUUUCGGUGGGGCGAGGAGAAAGAGAGACGCGGUGAGAGGGGGAGGGAGAAAGAGUAGAAAAGGAAAGACGUGUACGCGGGAUUAAGAAGGGACGGACUCUUCUUCAUCGAUAGAUGUCGAUGGCAAACAUGAUGCAAUGUUCGAAUUUAUAACUGUCCGAGGCGAAUCGCGGGUGAUCCGCAGACGAUCAUUCAAGGACUGCGGUAAAGGGCGUCGAGGUUGAGCGUGUCCCUUCGGGACACGCGACACGGCCGAUUCGGUCGGAGGAUACUCGUUCGUACGUGCAAUAAUUGUAGGAUGCGUCGCAUUCUCUCCUGUACAUUCGCGAAUUACUUGCCGCACCGUGAGAGAUCCACGUGUACAUUUUGCAUCGGCGCGGUUGUUACUGUUUCGUUGAUCACACAAUUUACGUUGCUAUUUAUUAUGAUUAUUAUUACUAUUAUUGCGCUCGUUCGUUUCGCUGCUGGAUCGAGAAACGAGGGGAAAGCUACGAGAAUCUGUAAAUACCGAAAGUGUCCGGAGCGCGCGAGUCGUAGGAAUCGUCGCUUCUCGUAGGAACUGCAAUUAGAAUUACGGGUGUUAUUAUUAUUAUUAUUAUUCACGGGUUUCACGCCCGGAACUUUCGUUUUCGCGCUGGCUGACCUUUCACACCCACGUCGAUCGACAUGGAUGCGAGGGAACGAGGAAAACAUCGAGACGUUUCAACGACGUUGCGAGCGUACGUUCCGUCGAUCACGAAUCGGAACGACUAGGAGUAACAAAAGAGAGUACGUGUCCGCGUGAAAACGGUGCCGUCGGAGAUUUUAUCGACUCAUUACUCUAAUCUACAGUAAUUGAUACCACUGGCAAAAUAUACGGCGCGUUAUCGCGGUGGUGACAUAACGCGUGAGAUAUUUUUAAUAUUCUUAUUCCGAGCUGUUAUCGCAAUGAGACACGCGGUGCCGGUGAUAAAGUAGCAGACAUGUCGAUCGGUGAUAAUCAGUGAUUGCCGGCGUAAGGCUGCAUUACGUUAAGAUUAUGCUGAGUUAGGCUCCAAAUGUGGGUACGAGAUGUGUUGUACAUAGAGAAAUCGGGAAACGGAAGUUACGGAGGAAUUAAUUGUUCGCCUGUGAGGCCGACGAGGUGUCGGGGAGGAAAGCAUGCAGAAGUAAAUAUACUUUAACCAACCACCGUGUAGUGAGAGAAAUAAUAAACUAAAGAUAGCGAUAGUCGACCGACAAUUACGAAUAAUCUCGACGUUAUAAUUAUUCUUGUCACUAUCAUUAUCAUUAUAAUUACGGUUAUUACUGUCACUAUCGUCAGGCGAUUCUUUUAUUUUAGCGCGAUUAUGGCGAGUACGAAGAAGGUGGAUAAACGAGCGAAUGUGGGAUGAAUAGAUUAACCAACAAUUGACAGUGUGACUACAUUUUGACUUUCCCGCAUCACCUCCCGCGUUCCGUUGCAAUAUCAUUGAUAUACUCGGCGGUAUCAUCAUUCGUAUCAUUAUCGUCGUCAUCUACUAGUCAUGUGUGUGAUCAUUACUGUUAAUAAUACGAUGAUUAUGAUUAUGAUUUCUAUUAUCAGCAUUAGUUUGAUUAUUAUUAUUAUUAUUAUAUUAUGAUUGCUAUUGAUAGCUUUCAAUUUAUCUCCAUCUCUAUUGCCGUUACGUUUCUAUUAUCAUUGCGAUUAUGAUUGUUGCCGUUAAUGAAAUUCUACAGGUACAUAAGUUCAAUAACAUGCUUUAAGUAAGUAU